Molecule: messenger RNA, 213 nt
Organism: Candidula unifasciata
Lineage: Eukaryota; Metazoa; Mollusca; Gastropoda; Stylommatophora; Geomitridae
Source: the annotation of a GenBank genome assembly
AACAGAAAGUUGACACCAUGCUUCCCUUCAUAUUCGCCAUCUGCACGGUGCUCUCGGUCGUGCACGGAUACAGCGUCGAGAUCGUUAGUUUCUCUGCUGGAAUUCCUCAAAGCAAGACCAUCGCAAAGGGCGAGAUUGUCAAGUUUACUCAGGUUAUCUCCAACCACGGUAACGGCUACGACAAUACCACUGGCGUCUUUCACUGCCACCACG